AAGGUCCAUUCUCAGCAGCUAUUACUUUAGCAGAAGUCAGAAUGUGGCACAAACUAGUAACGUUGGCAAUUUUAGUGCAAAUAAUUACCGCCGCUCCUACGAAUGAUGAGCGACGAAUCAUCAACGGCACGGAUACAACCAUUGAAGAUUUUCCAUUCAUGAUCUCACUCCGGAGUUCAGCCGGGAGUCACAGCUGUGGUGGAAGUAUCCUAUCUAAUCUCUGGAUUCUGACAGCAGCGCACUGUGUUAAUGCUCUAACUACACCUAGUCUUCAAUCGGUGCAAGUGGGUCGAACUAAUAUUUCUAGACCUGUUGACGAAUCGGUGUACCGAAUUGAAUUGGCCAUUGCACAUCCCGGAUACAACGCAUCUGAUAGCUAUGUGAAUGAUAUUGCUUUGCUAAAACUAACUACUCCCCUAGAGUUCGGAGAAUCGGUUCAACCGGUGUCGCUGCCAGCGCCUUGUUAUGAAAUAGACGAAUCAGAAUUGGGUGUAACAUUGAUUGGAUGGGGUCUCAACAAUGAUGGAAUUGUUCCAAGUAUUCUACAGAUGGUUGAUUACUAUGUAGUACCGAAUGACCAGUGCAAUGCUAUUCAUGAUAGAACCAUCUAUCCGAGUCAAAUCUGUGCAGCCGAACCAGGUGGUGGCAAGGGACAAUGCAAUGGCGAUUCUGGUGGUCCACUGCUGCACAAUGGUGUCCAAGUGGGGAUUGUAUCAUGGAGUAUAAAGCCCUGUACCAUUGCACCUUAUCCGGGAAUUUUAACGAAGGUUUCGUACUUCAUGGACUUUAUUUAUGAAAACACUGAUAUUCCUGCAGUAAACGAUGCGUUCCAGCAGUGUUCUUAG
This is a messenger RNA of Topomyia yanbarensis, 845 nucleotides long. RefSeq names its product chymotrypsin-1-like. Lineage: Eukaryota; Metazoa; Arthropoda; Insecta; Diptera; Culicidae. The record is from RefSeq and is a predicted model, not a curated record. Bases 42 to 845 code for a protein of 267 amino acids. The transcript has 3 exons. Gene Ontology annotation, molecular function: serine-type endopeptidase activity. Gene Ontology annotation, biological process: proteolysis.